AAACACGCUUCCGGUUCCAACAUUGGAUGCCUAAGAUGGCGGACCGGCGGAGAAGGAGGAGGCGCGCGUCUCAGGACAGCGAGGAGGACGACGAGUCCGGUUCGGGUUCGGAGAGCGGGAGGUCGGGCUCGCCGGCCAGCAAGGGCCGCGGAAGAGACCCGGAACCGGCGGAGGCGGCGGCGGCGGUCCGGGCCGCGGCGAAAAGCGACGCGGAGUCCGAGUGUGAGAGUGAAGAUGGAGUAGGAGAAGCGGUCCUCUCUGACUAUGACAGUGCCGAUCCGGAGGAAAAUGGCUCCCACUCAGAGGGAGGGGAGGACGAAGAGGAGGCGGAGCACUACAGUGAGGAAGAAGCUCCAGCGGCGACCAGUGAGUCCAAACCCUCCGCCGCCGACGGCCCCACGCAGGAAGAAGUAGAGGAUGAGGAAGAGGAGGAAGGGGGAGGAGGAGGCCGGAGCAAAGAGGAAGGCAAGGCAGAGGAGAAGGGAAAGCUGGCUGGAGAGCGGCAGAGCGGAGACGGACAGGAGUCGACGGACGACCCUGAGACCAAGUCCGGAGGAAAACCGGGUCAGAAGCUGGACGACGACGAGGACAGAAAGAACCCGGCCUACAUCCCCAGGAAGGGCCUGUUUUUUGAGCACGACGUCCGAGGACACGCGCAGGAGGAAGAGAGGCCUAAAGGUCGGAACAGGAAGUUGUGGAAGGACGAGGGACGCUGGGAACACGACAAAUUCAGGGAGGAGGAGCAGGCGCCGAAGAGCCGGGAGGAGCUCAUCGCUGUGUAUGGUUAUGACAUCCGGAACGGGGGCGGCCCCGGAGAGCGGCAAUACAGACAGCGCAGACCCAGACACGGAGCUUCUCCAACCAGGGAGAAGCGCUGGCGGGAGGGUGGAGGAGGAGGAGGGGAGCGGCCCAUUCGCUCCUGGCAGAGUGGAGGAGGAGGAGGAGGUGUGAACCGUGGAGGUGCUCCUUCAUCGUCACCUUCAUCCCUCCAGUCCUCUGCUUUCACACCCUCUUCCCUCCCUCCCUCCUCCUCCCAGCGUAACAGCAACCCCUCCAGAGCCCCGCCCCCCCACCACGCCCCGCCCAGCCGGGGCUUCCAGAGUGGCCGACCCUCGCACCACAAUCAAGCGCACCUCCCCCAGCAGGCCCAGUACAGGAGCAAUGAAUCAAACGCGCCCCACCAUCCCAGAGAACGACAGGGCCCUAAGACUCAGUCAGACUCCACCCACUCUCACCGGCAGGGCUUCUCAUUGGCCGAGGGAGACAGGGGUGUGGUCAGCAGGGGAGGACGUGGUAGCGGGGGACGGGCAGGCCCCUCGGUGGUCGUCGAAAAGAUCACCAGUAACCAAGGUGGCGUGGAGGAGGAGGAGCUGACCACUGUAACGACGGCGGCGGCGCCACAGCCAGGCGGCUACCAGUCUGCAUCGCCACGGCGACAGCAGCAGCAAGAACGAGGAAACGCCGACCGAUCCGCCUCCGGAUCGGCUCCCUCCGACCCCUCCCUCCAGUCGCCGUCGACGGCCAAUCGGGAAGCCUCGCCUCCCGCCGAGCGACCAGUUGAGCGCAAAUCAUACUCGCUGGCCCGCAGGACUCGCUCCCGGCCCGCCGACCUGGGCAGCAAGCAGCCGUCUGUGGAGGAGUCGACGGCCGGCGGCAACGCCUCCUCUCCCGGGGUCGUCACGGGGAAGAACUGGGCCGGAGACGGGCCGGAGCAGGGGGGAGGAGCAGGAGGAGGAGGGGGGCUGACCGGCUUGGACCAGGAGAUGGCCCGGCUGAGUCUGGCCGGCCAGAACUGGAGCCAGAACCCGACAUCGUACAUCCGCUCCGAGAUGAGAGGUCUGCCCAGUCCCAUGCACAUACCCGGCGGCCCCCCCCAGUUCUCAGGCAUGGAGGAGAUGGGUGUCGGGGCAAACCGGGCAAAGCGCUACUCAUCCCAGCGGCAGAGGACCGUGCCGGAGCCGGCGCCGCCCCUGCACCUCGGGGUGAUGGAGGGACACUACUACGACCCCAUGUCGUACCAGGGACCAAUCUAUACCCAUGGGGACAGCCCCGCCCCCAUCCCGCCCCAAGGCAUGCUGGUCCAGCCUGAGAUGCACAUCCCCCACCCAGGUCUCCAUCCCCACCAAUCAGGCGGCCCGAUGCCUAGCCCCGCCCUGUACGGAGGCCCGCCCGUCUCUCUGUCACCGGGGCAACCGCAACAGCUGCUACCACCACCUUUCUACCCCCCACCCGGGGUCAUGACCUUCCCCUACCCGGCCAUGUACCCCAACCCACAGGCUCAGUCCCAGGUGUAUGGCGGGGUGACGUACUACGACACGGUGCAGCAGCAGGCUCAGCCCAAGCCGUCGCCCCCCCGCCGCUCCUCCCAGCCCGUCACGGUCAAGCCCCCCCCUCCAGAGGUGCCCUUUGCCUCAGAGUGACCCCGCCCCCUGCCUUCCUCCCCCCCAGCCCCUCCUCUCCUCAGACAUCUGACCCCUCCCCCCCGGUCUCAGCCACUCCCACCGACUCUAACCACAGGAGCGCGGUGGGAGGGUCGGUGAGGAGCUGCGCGCAAAUCCCAACAUUAACGUCAGGAGGGAGGGACGACGGGACCCCGGGGAGGAGGUCCGCAGGUGACCCGCAGCAUCACAGCUGGAAUAUCAUCAUUUCCCUGAUUUUCUAAAAAAAAAAAAAAAAAAUAGAAAAGAAAAAAAAAGUUUAAAAAAUCUUGGUAGCAGGUAGUCGGGUCGGUGGUGUUUCAGGUGAGCUCCGUUGGUUUUGUCUGAGCUGCGGCUUCGUGGUUGGAAAAACUCCACGCGGUCGCAGCGGGCAGGACGCCGAACGCCACCCGCCGAUCGGCUGCAGCGAAACGCCCCGAGAUGUAAACGUCGGCCCGUCGCAGCCGCGAGCCCAGAACUCUCUGGAACCACUUUGAAGCAUUUAACGUGAAGCCGGACGGGGCGGAGACGGGACGCUUUGCUUCAUCCCGUCAGAGACUCGCCUCCUUCCUGCUUUCUGCGAGAGCGCCUGCCGCCCGACGAGGCCCGGCGUGCGGAGCCGAGUCCCACGUCUGCUGCAGAGGGUUGUUGCUCCUCUUUUUGUGCAAACCGCAGUCAGACGGCACUUCACGGGCAACAUAAUGGUUUCAAAGUUUUCGACAAAUCGACACCAUCGGUUAUCCAUUCACCACAGGGUUUCAGUUCAUGUAACUUUACACUGUACAUCAGUUAGUCAUUUUUCCUUUUCUUAUCACAAAACAAGGGUUUCAUGUGUUUUUUUUUUUUAGAGUUACUGGGGACACUUGUUGUCCAUCUGUUGUAGAUAAAUGGAGGGCAUUGAGUCACGGAGUCCUCGCUCAACAUAAAGACGGCCACAUAAGCAAGCAAACGAAAUGGAGGCUAAAUGGAAAUGAUUAAAAAAAAAUAGAUGUUUAUUGUUGGAAGAGGUCUGGAGAGGUUUGCAGGAAUUAAUUUUGCUGCAACACAUUCUGUCUAUUUUUUUUUUUUGUUUGUUUGUUUGUUUGUUUUGUUUCUGUGGCAGGUGUGUACACGUCGACAGCUUGCAUUUACAUUGACUGCUGUCAUUUCUCUCCAACGGUGCUUCCCUGAUUCCUGCAGGCCUCUGUCUUGUUGGAGCCGGUCUGUGUGUGCGUGUGUAUGUGUGUGUGUGUGUGUUUUCUUACAGAGGAUUUUCCCUCCAGACGGACAGCCACUACAGUUUUUUUCCUCAAAGUUCUUGUUCUUGUUCUUGUGUUGAUCCAUUUUCCAUCCUCCGUUCCCUUCUUGGAAGAUGUUUCGGUUCCGUCUCCUCGACUCAAAACGGUUUCGUAGCUGCGGUUGUUCAGCAGCGCCUGACUCUCAAACUGCAUCCGGAAACUGGAACAGCCGGAAACAAAUGCCGUGUCAGUUUCUAAACCCCGAGCGUUUGGUGCUUUAUUCACACUUUAAGGUGCUGUGUGUGAGUCAUUUUAACGUCAAUAAGUCAUCACUGUGCUAAUUUAGAGAGAAAACAUGACGAGCCUGUGGCGGGUGGUGGAAGGAGUGAAAGGCUCAUGAAAAAAAACAAAAAAAAAAAACACAAAAAACAGAAAAGAGGCAACAUUUGACCCAAAAAAAAAUCACGAUCCACUGCAACAGGAAGCAGCCGGUCGUCUCCAACGAGGUUUUUUUCCGAUCACAAUAACAAAUACAUUGAUAAUCACAUAUUGAUGUUAAAAUGCAUCUCGCACCUUGAAGCAGGAAAGGACGCGCACACACACUUUGAAGGCAGAAUUAGAAACCCUGUUUUAUUCCGGUCACAUAACUUCCACUCAGUCUUUUUUUUUUUUUUCAUUUCUUGUUAUUCCCAUGAAAGUAUUUGAGUUGCUUUCGGUUCAUGUGUGGGGUUUUCCCGUGCGUCCCGUGCGGCAGGGCGGUGGGUUCAGACCGAUCAGGGGUGCAAAACGUCGCCGGUGAGCCUCGUGUUAUAAAGUCGCUGUACAUAGAAAUCUAAAUGUGUAUAUAGAAGCUUGGAAAAGAGAAACUAGAGCUGUAAACCUUAUUGUAAUACUACUACUUAGCGCUGCAGACCAGCUAGCUAACUCCUCCUCGUCACCUUAUGGAAACGUUUCGGCAGGGACCUCGAAUGUUAGUCCAACAGAGCGACGGAUGAAUAUAAUUUAGAGAAAUAGCAACAACAAAGGAGCUUUCUGGCUUUUGGCUUUUUUUUUUUUGUUUUUUGUUUUUUCUCAGUAUGUUUUUGUUUUCCUUGUGGGCUUGUUUCCUUUUCAAAUGUCUGUUUGUUUGAUUUUAAUACUAGUUUUUUUGUAUUAUUAUUGUUGUUAUAAUAAUUUUGGGAAGCAGAUUUACUUUGUUGUACCUGAUUUGCUUUAUUUGUUGUGGACUAAGGCUUUUUUUUUUCUAUUCAUAGAAAAUCUCUCCUGAUCAAUAAAACAAACUCACAUGUAGUUAGCCAGGGUGCUGUGAGGGCUGAUGGAGGCCAGUAUGGAAAACAAGCUUACAUAAUAAUAAUAAUAAUGAUGAUCAUUAUAAUUACAAUUUGUCUUCAGUGAAUUAAUUAAUUUGACCAAGUUACCUUGUUUUUCUUCUCGGAUCCCCAAAUUUUACAGUUUAAACAUGUUUCUUCAAAUUCCUUGUCAUGUAUAAUUUUUUUUUUUUUUUUAUUAUAUUUGUUGUUUUUGUUUGUAAGUUUUGCCUGAUAAAUUCAGCAAAAAUCAAUGCUGGACACAUAGUUAGAUUCCAAAAUAAGAGCUCCACUAACUGAAGAGCUAAUUUUGCCCUUACACAAUAAAAGUCUCACUAUUGUUAAAAGUUAUUAUAUUAAAACUUAAUUUUUGAGACAAAAUAAAAAAAAGUUGUGUUUUUGAAAAUUUGCUGUACCUUAAUGGUGUUGGUGGUGUUUUUUUUUUUUUUUUUUUUUUUGUCCCAGUAUUUUAUACUAACACCCUGAAUAGUUUUUAGUUUUUCCUCCCGAGCUCCGUUUGUGACGAUGCCUUAGUUCAGCAGCGACAGGGUUUUGUUUUCAUUGUUUAUGUUAAAAAAAAACAAAAACAACAAAUGGUAGCUGUCAGAUCCCCGUUUCCCUGCCUCCUCCUGCUCAGACCACUUCUCUCCACUCCAGCCACAAAAUCCUGAGCUGACGGAUAAUUCAAGGUGCUCUCAGAUUGUAUUAUUAUUAUUAUUUUUUUUUAAACCUUUAGCAAUAUUACCAUCAGUAUUCUGUGUUAACUGAGAAAACCCGGAGCAGGUUCUUGAUCUAAAACACAAAAUGAUGAGAGAAUCAGAUUUGGGAGAAGAAGGA
Messenger RNA from Myripristis murdjan (pinecone soldierfish), 5778 nucleotides. It is a transcript of the gene casc3, whose product is annotated as casc3 exon junction complex subunit. The transcript has 12 exons. Gene Ontology annotation, biological process: mRNA processing. The record is from RefSeq and is a predicted model, not a curated record. Gene Ontology annotation, cellular component: exon-exon junction complex. The coding region runs from base 27 to 2420 and encodes 797 amino acids. Lineage: Eukaryota; Metazoa; Chordata; Actinopteri; Holocentriformes; Holocentridae. Gene Ontology annotation, molecular function: mRNA binding.